AUGGAGGAGGUAGAGGCAAAUGUGAAAGCUCUUAGAGAAGAGCAGAAGGCUACAUUGGACAGGAUUGGAGCUGAAUGCGGGGAGCAGUUGGCGGGAUUGAGGGGAUGGGAUGCUGACCAAGGUUUGCCGAGCCUAAUGGCCGGGCUGUCCAGUCCAGAUAGCUUUGCAUCUGCUUUGGAUGCCCUGAGAGUUCUGUUCUUGGUGAAUGACAUCAAAGGUUAUGGCGCCUUCUUUCUUUGA
This is a messenger RNA of Ilex paraguariensis (yerba mate), 240 nucleotides long. The record is from the annotation of a GenBank genome assembly. Lineage: Eukaryota; Viridiplantae; Streptophyta; Magnoliopsida; Aquifoliales; Aquifoliaceae.